AGUUUUCCUUCCGGUGCUGCCGCUUUUCGGGUUGAAGGGGUUUGUUUUUGUCGUGAUGGCGGUUGCUCUGAUCCUCUCGUUGAGCGGGCGUGUCCGCUCUGCCGUCACCCUCUGUGGGUUCGCGACUCGGGGGAUGGCGGGCCCGGGGCCUAUUGGCCGCGAGCCGGACCCCGAUUCUGACUGGGAGCCGGAGGAGCGGGAGCUGCAGGAGGUGGAGAGCGCCCUGAAACGGCAGAAAAAAGCAAUCCGGUUCCAGAAAAUUCGGAGGCAAAUGGAGGCACCUGGUGCCCCGCCCAGGACCCUGACGUGGGAAGCUAUGGAGCAGAUCCGGUAUUUACAUAAGGAAUUUGCAGAGUCCUGGUCAGUUCCCAGAUUGGCUGAAGGCUUCAAUGUCAGCACUGACGUUAUCCGAAGGGUUUUAAAAAGCAAGUUUGUACCCACUUUGGAGCAGAAACAGAAGCAGGAUCAAAAAGUCCUUAAGAAAGCUGGGCCCACCCCUUUGCUUCAGCAGCUCCAGGCCUCUGGGAAUACCUCGAAGCUGCUGUCUGCAGGCCACUCGGCAUCAGGCCCUUUGCUGAUGCCAGGGAAUGAAGCCUCAUCCAAAGGCCACAGUCAUCGCACAGCUUUGAAAAUGGUGGAGUUGGACACUUGUAGGGGAAUUACACCAAGGAGACAGAAGGGAAGGAACAAAGGAAUCCAGAGCCUGGAGAAAGAGAGCUUUGUGCCUUUAGCCCUAGGUCACCACAGGGAGCUGCAGAAGUACUCCACCGGCAAUUGUGAAGGUACCAGAGGAAGUGACAAUGAUGGAUUGCCAAGUGAUGAGAAACCAGAGGAAAUGAAGGCAGGGGAGCCAGGUGACCAGAACUUCAGCAGCAAAGUAGUGCAGAGGGGACGAGAGUUCUUUGACAGCAAUGGAAACUUCCUAUACAGAAUCUGAGUCAAGGCCUAGCUUGUGGAGGUGCCAUGUGAAACACAGUUGGGCAAAUAUAUUUGGCGCUACCUGGAUUUCUGCUUAUGGAUUAGCCACCUUGGAAUAGCAAGAAGUGAUGGGCCUGGGAUAUGGGAGGGGGAAGGAGCUGCUUUUACUUCAGUCUUGACUUCGCAAGGUGAAUAUGUAAGUGGGCAGGCUGAAUGUGAGGAGCUGGAGAGAUUAGCUUCCUGGAGCACUGCUCCUGGUCUCACCCCUGUGAAUUGUCAAUACCCUUAUUGGGCUCUCUGUUGAAAACCAGCCUCUGUUGCAUGUGUUAUUUUGAGUUUUGUGAUACUUGCAAUAUAUGUUUGGGAGGAGAUGAAAAGUUUGCUUUUUGACCUCUUUUCCUUCUUAAUUAAUGAACAUGUAUGUUCUAGAGCUACUUAGUUAAUUGGCUUUUUUGUUAUGUGCAAAAUAAAGAUAAUGUAGCAGUC
Molecule: messenger RNA, 1404 nt
Organism: Choloepus didactylus (southern two-toed sloth)
Lineage: Eukaryota; Metazoa; Chordata; Mammalia; Pilosa; Megalonychidae
Gene: NGRN
Product: neugrin, neurite outgrowth associated
Exons: 3
Coding region: 56-937 (293 amino acids)
Cellular component (GO): nucleus
Source: RefSeq, a predicted model, not a curated record